GACAGAGGAGGAUAAAAUAGCGUACAGACAAUCUGUGUGUGUGAGAGAGAGAGAGACAGAGAGAUAGAGAGAGAGGUAGAAGCAGGAGUAGAGAGGAGCUGGCUGGUAAAUAACAGCUGAACAACAAACCAGUGUUGCGUACAGGAUCUCAGCCUCUGUCUGGAUACCUCUUCUGUCUUUCUGCUGCUGGGAGCUGAAGUGGAUCCAGACAUUGGGGGAUGGAGCGAAACGAAGCGACCCUCCUUCUACUUUUUUUCCCUACAGCUCACAGACCUUGAACCUCUGCUGCACUUGCAGGAGCUAUACAGGGACAAAGACGUCCCCUUUUUCCUAUGUGGGACCCAGAAAUACACCUUGGUUUGAGGAGCAAAACACUGUGAGAACAUUAGAGAGAAGGAGACACAGAGGGGAACACAGAGGAUCACAGAGACACUGUGACGUGUUGGACAUCCCGGGAGGAUCGAGGACCUUGGGGUGGUUCAGUCAUGAAACCUUCAAUAUCUGUGGGUCCCCCUUCUGGCCUGCUGCUGGUCCUGAUGUGCUGCCCCCUGCUGGGCUUGGUCCAGUCUGCCAGCAGCAACAAGGCCAGCGAUAAUGGACACCCACACCUGGGAGACACUGACCCAGAUCAAUGCAUGAGGCACCACUUUGUGGAGACCAUCACACACCCAAUUUACAAGUGCAACUCAAAGAUGGUGUUGCUGGCACGCUGCGAAGGCCACUGCAGCCAUACGACCCGCUCAGACCCCCUCAUCUCCUUCAGCUCAGUGCUCAAACAGCCCUUCAAGAGCACCUGCUCCUGCUGCCGGCCGCACACCUCCAAGCUGAAAGCGGUGAGGCUGCGCUGUGCUGGCGGGACUCGCAUUACAGCCACUUACAGAUACAUCCUAGCCUGCAACUGUGAGGAGUGCAGCUGAGCAUGUAGCGGCCAAACCCUGAAGAUUCUCAAGACCCAGGAUCCUCUUGGCCUCAGGCCCUAAUUCAGGCUAUCCAGGGCAUUUUGAUUGAUUUGAAUGAUUGAUUUGGAGGACAGCAGCUCAAGAUGCUUGUUGUUGCCCUGGGAGUGACAGUUUGGAGCAAUCAUACCACCCUCACUUGCAGCCCCUGGUGCCAUACCCACUCCAUAAUGAUGUAUUUUAUCAGGACAAACCAUACAAAGUAUAUUUCUCCACCUUCAAGGCCAGACACCACAAACUGCUGCUCCAAUGGGCUGGAUGGAGACCCUCCUCACUGCCGAGACACACUGCAGUCAUUACAGGCCUCUGUAAUUCAUAACACACAUGCUCACAAACCACAGUAUGAGAACUCGUUACAGAUAUCUGUUUCAGGUUUCUUCAGCUCCAUAAAAACCCCACCAUGCAUUUGACAACAAAACAACACGGCUUGUGAAAAAGCAGCAUGGGAAAGGAUGAGGCUCGAUGAGAAAGUGCAGGCCAACAUGAGCCUAGACAUGUGGUAAUUCUAUAGAAAGGCACCUGCGCCCUGCUUAUUUACCCAAUAACAUUUUACACACUCUCUGCAGACUUUCAUCGAGCUGUGUAAAACAUGGGCGAUGCUGACAAUGUAAAAGGAGCUCUGAGGGUGAAAGAAGAUUGAGGAUGAAGGUUAAGCCAGCCUGGCUAAUGGACUGUACUGUCAAUAGACUAUCAAGCCUAUUAGUGUUAAUUUUUCAUGUGAUCUGUUCUAUUUGAAUCUUUGUGAUCUUCAUGUCAACAUUAUUGAAAUUGUAGCUACUAUCAUGCCAGAUUUAUCAAACUGCUGCUUCCGCCUGUUGUAUAGUGUUACUAAUGACACAUCCAGUGGUCUGAAUUUGAGGAAACAUUGUUGUCAAAUCAGUGCUAUGGUUGCUCUGCAGAUGUCUGUAAUGCCUGCACACAUGUUCCUGAUAGUCCAUCAUUACUUUACAGUACUUCAAACUUAAGUCAUUUGGUGUGUGUGCCAGGCUCUUAAAUGUCACUGGGCAUUAGUACCUGAGGUCAGUUCAUCUGAAAUCUGAAAAAAAUAACAAUGCAGAGCUAUGUACCAAUUGUGGUAUUUUCCAUCAUAAAAACUCAUAUUUUAAAUUAGAACAAACUAAGUGGAGGUUUAUGAAAGCCAUGAUAAUUUUUUAUUAUAUAAAUAACUGAAUACAGUUACAAUUACAGUUUUUUUUAACCAAUGCAAAAUAUCUAAUGUGGAAAUCUAGAUACCACUGAGUUUAUAGCGUUGAAACCCUUUCAUUUAAAUCAAUCAUUCUGACUUCAUGAGGUUGAAAUCCCCCUAUUUGACACUCAAAUAAAUAAGUCAAGCAUCCAGAAUUCAAACAAAUCUAUGAAAAUUGUUCAAAUUUAGUUCAAUUCAAUUUGAUCUAAAACUUUAUUACGCAACCAACAUAGUGUGAAAUUAACACUGAAGAGACUAAAACCUCCAGCGCACCAUCUUCUGCUGAGCUGUACAAAGAUGCUCUGAUGCUUAGUCCUUACUGUUUAAUCUGCUAUGUAACUACUACAACAUCACUAAAACAACUCUAGAAUGAAUGACAGAGGAGAGUAAAAUAAGGGGCAAGUUGUUUCUAUGCUACCCAGCAUUACCAUCAAUUCAUCUUUAUUUGUAGAGGGACCUUUCAGUCUGCUUCUUUAAUGACUGACCUAACUGCACUUCAGGUGGUUAGCUAGCUAACUAGAUUUGUCAUAUAAGCAUGAAAGAUGUUUGGGAUAGGGUUGUGGUUAUAUUUAAAAGGGAAAAUGAUGUGGGGUCAUUGUUCAUCAACUUUCUAGAAUAUGUUUCACUCACAAACCAGUUGGCAACUUACCGUGAGGGCUUCACCUCGCUGCAUCCAAACUACUACCCACUCAGCCUCCAUGCAGCCCGCUACAUGAACAGCUUGCCCUGCUGAGUCUGACUGUUGCUAAUAAUGGAGUUGGAGCACUCUCUGCUGGACAAAGUACAUCACAGCACCAUUUUAAAGGACUCCAAGCACUGUUUUUCUGCGCUGUAUGGUCUGUAAAAUAAAGUUUUCAUAGUGGUGCAUAUUGGAAAACACAUUCGCUGAUAACAGUAUGUGUGUAACAGUCCCAUUUAAGUUCCAUUAAAAUUCAAGAUGGAUAUCUCAAACCAUGGAUAAUCAGUUCAGCCUGAGGGAAUCAAGCAUGCCUUUGUCUUACUGUAUCUUGCAAUGUCAUGUCAUGUCCACCAAAGAACAAUUCAGAUUAAUGACAACAAAGACAUGCUCAGUUAGUAAAAGCAGGAACUUGAUACAGUUUUUAACUGCUUGGAACAUGAGUAAGCAGUAAAUAUGGAGGCUGAUGUCAUUUUACCUUGUGGUGCAGUUGGAUUCACAAGCAGAAAUUCAUCUGCCUUCAAGCUUUGCUUGUGGCCAAACACACAAGUGUCAAAACCAAACAGCGUCCUAUGAGAAACUACUGGCAGCUACAGGUUAGCAUUGCUGCUACUAACAUCUGAACUAGAGAGUAUAUGUAAUUACCCCAAAGGAGCAAAGAUUGGCUUAUCCUAAUGAAGAAGAUGUUUGAACUUUCCUCUGGACUGACUUUUGUUGGAGCAAGAUUUACAACUGAGCUUCGCUGGUGGUAGCUCUGUCAUAUUGUUGAUCUCAUUGGUUUAGGUUAGCAGUGAUAAAUGGUGAUAGACACAAGGUAUUUUUGAAACGGCCCACCCUCUUCCAAACAUUUUUGAGCUGCGCCUUUUCAGAUGGCUCUUUGUAACUAAUGGUAGGCCACAGGCCAAAAGUAAAUGCUUAUUUUUAAGAUGCAUAAAUGGAGCUAGUACCUGAAGUUCCCUUAAAUGACUUCCAGUGCAAACUGUUACUCUAGCUGCCAUGCCUAGUUUCUACAACAUAAUCAUUAAAUCAGUGUUCUAUAUUCAAAGAGCAUUUCUUGCCUCACAAGAAAUAAAACUGCAUUGCGUUAUUUAUUUUUCUAAUGAAUUAAUACAUUUAAAAAAGAAAAAAAAUCAACUGAAACAUCUGGCAGGCCACCCUUGGCCACACCUCAAGCUCUGAUAUAGAAAAUACUGAAUGUAAAUACAUUGAAUGGAUGACUGUAAGAAUUUGGAUUUGAAUUCAGUUGUGGUUAAAAUUCACAUAAAAGAUAAAAAUAUAUUUUGUCUGUUGUUUCCAUCAGGGUUUAGCUGGAAUACCAGUGUAACUGUAAAUACAAAGCUAUAACUUAUCUUUGGUGACAAAAUGUUGAUCAGGUGACAGCAGGCUUAAUAUGUGGCAUCUAGUUAAUCAAUGUAAUCUUACUGAAUUUUCUUAUCCACUUACACAAGGGAAGACCAGCCUGUUAUGGGCAAGGGCCCAUGGUACAAGAAAGCUGAAUGUUUAAGAAAAAAAAUGAGAAUAAUAAAGACAGUGGCUUGAUAAACCAUCCUUUUAACAGUCAUGUAGUGAUUGAUAGACCCAUUCUGCUGUGGUGUCCAUGAGCAAGAUGCUGAAUCCCUUCAGCUCCAGGGAUGCUGUUGAUCCUGAACAGGAAUACUGAACAGAGUUGAAUGACUCACACAAUCUUUAUGGUAUUCACGCACAAAUACAGUAUAUGCACCCUGUUCACAUGUCUUACCGUCCCCUGUGAAACAGCGCAAUAUGCUGUUCUGUGGACAUUUCAAUUCCAACUACAACUGACAUCAUGGCCGGCUGCUUCGCACGUGAACCUAAGAAAAACAUUUAUCCUUUGACUCUGGAGAUUGAUCUGCCUUUCUCUGCUGUCUCCUCUCACUGUGUCUCUCCUUUCUCAACACACACACACGCACGCACGCACGCACGCACGCACGCACACACGCACGCACGCACGCAUGCACGCACGCACACACACACACACACACACUUUGGAGGAGAGAAGGCAUUUUGUGACAUGAGGCAGGUAGUAUGAUUAU
This is a messenger RNA of Acanthopagrus latus (yellowfin seabream), 4869 nucleotides long. Its product is annotated as norrin cystine knot growth factor NDP. The record is from RefSeq and is a predicted model, not a curated record. Lineage: Eukaryota; Metazoa; Chordata; Actinopteri; Spariformes; Sparidae. Gene Ontology annotation, biological process: Wnt signaling pathway. The coding region runs from base 486 to 917 and encodes 143 amino acids. The transcript has 3 exons.